GAAGAAGAAGAAGAAGAAGAAGAAGACACAGCAGUCACCCUGCAACAACAGAGAGGAACAUGAUUUCACGACAUUGAAGUAAAGUCAUGUCUGCAGGUUGUGUGAGGUGGGUGCUGAGCCGUACACUGAGAGCCGUGUGUGGCCAACACCCUGCCUACAGGACCCCGGCGUCAAGAUUUACAAUAUGCAGCGGAAGAUACAACAUCGCUGCUUCUUCAUGGAGAUGUUCUCCAUUCUCCACCGCCGUGGACGACACAGAUCAGACUCCUGCCGUGAAAAAAAAAAAGCAGAAUCCGAGAGCGAAUGCCACCAUGACCUCAGUCGGGCGCAAGAUCCCUCAGCGGGAGAUACAGGUGAUAAGUGAGACAGGCGAGAAUCUAGGCACCAUGCACCGGGCAAAUGUGAUUAAAAUGAUGGACGUGCAGGGCCUCAAACUGGUGCUGCUCAGCGAGAACAAAGAUCCUCCCGUUUACAAGCUGAUGAGCGGCAAACAGAUCCACGAAGAGCAGCUGAAACUGCGGGAGAAACAGAAAGCAAAAGCAGCCCCUGUGCAGGUGAAAGAGCUCACCUUCUCCUCCGGCAUCGCGGCUCACGACCUCGCCACCAAGCUGAAGCAGGCGGAGAGCAUGCUGGAGAAGAAGCACCACGUUCGAAUCACUCUGCGGUCGGGACGAGGGCAGCCUGCAGGCGACAUGGAGGCAACUCUGGAGCAAAUGGUCCGACAAAUGGAGGUGUUGGUGGGAUUUGUUAACAAGCCGAAAGCCAUACGGGACGGUCAAGCAGCCACGUGCACCCUGCGACCGCCUUCAGCCAAGGAACUGUCCCAACUUGAGAAAAGUAAAGGUGCGGCCUCGCAGUCCGACGACUCGAGUCCGAGCGCCACGCAGAGCAACACGGCGCCUGUAGACAACGCAGAGGACUCUGUGCAGAAGUGACCUCAUGGAAGUCAAACAUUUUCACUUUAAAUUAAGUGAAUACUGAGCAUCUGGGUCAGUUCGGUUAAAAAUCAUUCUCCGCUGCUCACGGUGUAUCGUGUGGAUAUGUAACAAAGCACAAUGAUGCAUCCAGCAAUAAGGGAAAGGUCCAUCUGUCCUGAGUUACACUGACUGCCUCGGUCUUUUGGAUGAAAGGAGCCUCAUGUUAGAACAUCUGUAAUAGAAAAGAUCUCAACCGAUCAUGAGCUAAACAUCUGGAUAGCUCACUUUUCAUAUGCUUGUACUAAAUGUUUGCUUAUUGUUAGCUCUAAGCUAACUUUUUAAGUUCAUGUCACAACGACAACCUGAGGCAAAACCUUCUCAAGUUCCCGUCUGAAGGCUUCAUCUUUGCUUCACCGUUACGUCAAGUAACAGAGUCAUCCCAAACACUUUUACUACUUUACUUUUAAGAAGGUUCUUUGAUUAAUCUUAAGAGGUUAAGCUGUCUUUGUAUUUAUUACAUGAGCAUGGGUAUCCAUCCGAAGAAGGAACAACCAGGGCGGGAAAAAAUGCAGCAAAUAUGGGAGUGACAACAAACUGCAGUUCCUCUAAUGGCCACUUGAGGCUGGUUGUAAAAGUGAGGAAACCCAUAUAAAGGCCGGUAUUAAAAUAAACGGUACAUCAGAAAUAAAAUAAAAGGUUUCAAUCAUGCUCCAAA
Messenger RNA from Labrus bergylta (ballan wrasse), 1632 nucleotides. RefSeq names its product mitochondrial translational initiation factor 3 (gene mtif3). NCBI's taxonomy places the organism in Eukaryota, Metazoa, Chordata, Actinopteri, Labriformes, Labridae. Gene Ontology annotation, molecular function: ribosome binding; translation initiation factor activity. Gene Ontology annotation, biological process: mitochondrial translational initiation; ribosome disassembly. Gene Ontology annotation, cellular component: mitochondrion. The record is from RefSeq and is a predicted model, not a curated record.